AUGGAGAAGCUAAAAGCCAUGGAGGCCAAUCCCUUCAAGCGGCCGAUGAAUGCGCUGCAAAAGCAAUGGUAUCGUGUUCUGCUCGCUAGACGCGUGGCAUUCGGGCAACGGCCGCCACCGGACGAAAAGGAGCUAACCUAUGCUGACAUUUGCCACAAGCGCUACAUGGCCGCAUUUCGACGCUACAACGAGCGUUUCCGUCGGGAAAUGGAAAAACACGAGCAAAUGCAACGCUGUGCCAUCGAUGCAAUGCGUGUACACAGAACCUUCGCCAUUACCACCCUCUGGCCGCCCUUGCACUCCAAGACCGAGAUCAACUCGACAUUGGAAACACUGGAGAAGGUUUUGACUGUCAAGGAAAGAAGACGCCUGGAGCAGAUACUUAAGCAGGGCGAGACAUCGCGUACGCGUCGCUUUUAGACUGCCUCUACAUAGCAGCAGUAAAGGAAAACAACAACAACAACAAC
Messenger RNA from Scaptodrosophila lebanonensis, 467 nucleotides. RefSeq lists its product as uncharacterized. The record is from RefSeq and is a predicted model, not a curated record. The coding region runs from base 1 to 420 and encodes 139 amino acids. NCBI's taxonomy places the organism in Eukaryota, Metazoa, Arthropoda, Insecta, Diptera, Drosophilidae. The transcript is spliced from 3 exons.